AUGCCAUUUCAAUCAUCCGCUAUCGAUAAUGAACAAUUAAUUCAUCACGCUGUUCGUCAAGGUCAUGUGAUCUCUCUCGAGGUCUAUCUCAACCAAAAUCCACAUUAUCUUAACCAGUUAUUCAACUACAAUCAAUCGAAAUGGACAAUCUUAUUAGCAGCAUGUUACUAUAAACACGAACAUAUCGUGCGCAUGUUACUACGCCGUUUUCGACCUGAUAUUGAAAAAGUGGGCACAAUUGUUUUCGAUUUAAGUCAUAAUCAACAGGAGAUUGUCGAAGAAGUAUCGCCACUAUGGACAGCGGUAGCCGUAGACCAUUUCGAUAUUGUUCGUCUGCUCGUCGAAGAAGGUCAUGCAAAAAUCAAUCAUCUAACAAAAACCCAUAGUACGACAUUUCGCGUGGCAUGUUUUAAUAAUAAUCUGACUAUGGCGAAAUAUUUAGUAGAACACGGGGCCAAUCCGAGUCAGAUUAAAAUCGGAAAUUAUACGAAUUUAAUGUUGAGUGCUGGUCGUCGGUAUCCCACAAUGGUGAAAUAUCUGAUCAACGAAUUGAAAGUGAAUGUCAACGAUGAGGACGAAAAUGGUCAAACAGCGCUUUACUAUGCAGUGAGAUCGGGCUCGUGUGAAAUCGUGAAAUGCUUGCUGGAAAAUGGUGCGACAAAUUUCCGAGAUAAAUUAAGAAAUGUUACGCCAUUGAUGCGUGCUGCUUUGUAUGGAGAAGUCGAAUUGGUGGAAGCCUUUCACGGUUACUGUUCAGAUUUAGAAUGGAUCGAAGCGAAAGAAUUACUUGGUGGAACAUUCGGAGGAUGUGUAGCACGACUAGAGAAUCUAUCCAAAACAAAAAAGUAUCUUACAGAAGCAUUCCAAUUACGACUGAGUAAGAAUAUACCGAAAGUGUUAUCCUCGCCACCAUUGGAAAUCUUUGAUUUCUGUUCGGAAUGUUGCACGCUCGAAGAAUUCAAUGAAUUAAUACAUUCGAAUUCGAAAGAAAAAUUACAUAUCGAAACAAUUCGUGUUCAUCAACGCCUACUAGGUGAUAAAAGUAAUGAUUAUCACCAUGUCCUGCGUUAUUAUGGUGCUGUGUUAGCUGAUACACAUCGAUACAAUGAUUGCCUUCGUUGGUGGUUCUAUGAAAUCGACCUCAAACAGAAAUACAACACCAAUAUCAAGAAGGAAUAUCUUCGUUGUUUCAUAAACAUCUUUCUGGAAAUGAGGCAGAAUAACGAAAAGGACAUUCAGAUCGAAAGUUUGAUUCGAAUGUUGAAAAUUAUGAAGAUUGAAUUUCAACUAAAUGUUAAAAAUGAGAAUUUUGAUUAUAAUCUGCGAACCUUACUUUAUUUGUUAACAAUUAUCGCAAACCUUAUUCAGAAUAGAAAUGGAAAUGUAGACAUCAAUCAGCGACGAGAAUUACAUCAUUUGAUUCAACUGAUUCUUCGUUGUGAAUAUCGAACAGUCAGAGAUCAACUUACUCUCCUUCACUUAUGUUCAACUACAUCGACCAAACGAUUCUCCGAUGAUGUUCAUUACCCAUGUUCAGUAACGGCACGUUUAUUGAUCACGUGUGGUGCGCAUGUUGACGUAUUGGAUGCAAAUAAGAAUACACCGUUACAUUUACUUGUUCAAAAUGACGAUGUCAGCGACAAAACUCUUUCCAUGAUGGACGUUCUAUACCAGGCUGGUGCUCAUAUGGAUCAUGUCAAUGAUAAAGGACAAACUCCAUUCGAAUUGAUUCCGCCUGAUAAUGUGGGAGUUGUACAACAUUUCAAAGAGAUUCUAGGUGUUCGAUCGUUGAAAUGUAUCUGUGCGCGUCUGAUACAAAGAGAAAGAUUGCACUAUGACGACACUCUGUCCAAAGUUUUGACUCAUUUUGUGCAAAAACAUUGA
Adineta ricciae is the source of this 1884-nucleotide messenger RNA. The record is from the annotation of a GenBank genome assembly. Lineage: Eukaryota; Metazoa; Rotifera; Eurotatoria; Adinetida; Adinetidae.